AUGAGUUCUCUACAUUUUUAUUGCGUCGUCUUUUCUUGCUGGUCGGAGGACGCGCGCGUUUGGGCGGAGCUUGGGGCUCGAGAGCUCGGCGUCCAACUGAUCGAUAGUUGGGCACGACGCCAAGCGUCGGCUCUCCCGAGUCCUGACCCAGUUUUUGCUGCUCUCCGCUCCGCUGACCUGACCUUUUGAGGCUCUCCGAAAUAUCGAAAUGGAGCCGCCGAUCAGAGUCAAAAGGGAAGAACCGGAACGGGCACCGACUCCAGAAUGUCCCCUGUCGCCGUUGUCGCGUACGAUUCUGGAAACGGCUUCCGGAUCCACGGCGACCGGCGAUGUCGUCGUCAAACGCGAAGCUUCCUCUUCGCCCAAGCCUGGCAUCACUGUCGCUGAAGCCGCCGCGAUUUUACCCGAAGGCGAUAUCGUUCCAGAACUGUAUGAAGCUAAACAAGAAGUUGUUGAAGUCAAAACCAACGGCAAGAAGCGUUCGUUUUUUUUCUUUUGUACUUUUUUCAUGUUGGACUUCAUUUAUCUUGAACUUCAAACUCUCGUAACCUUUGGACUUUCCUCUCUCGAUUUUUUUUCGAAAAAAAACUUCAUCUUUCAUGCAACGCCUUCAAGUUUGUUCUCGUAUUUUUUUCACAGACAUUUACUGUUCGAAUACUGUAUGGAAUCUAUAAGAACCUUCGUAACUAUCUCAAAAGAACUCUCUAAAAAGAUGGCAAAAAAUAAUUCCCACGUGAAAAAAAUUCGCACGUGAAAAAAAAUUUCCACGCGCCUUUUUUUUUCUCACGUUUUUUUUUCCAUUUACUGUUUGUUUUUGAAUUUCCUCUUCUUUUUAGGUUUCUCAUUGUUGUUCUCGGUUUAUUAACCUCAGGAAAUGCUUUGAAUUGAGUGGAACCUUGAUUUCAGUUAUUUUCUACGCCAAAUCAUUGGAAAUUUUGAAAAAUGAUAUGCGUGUGUGUGUGGGUGGUGACGAAAAGUGUUCAAACUAUAAUUUUUCUUGUUUUAAAACAUUUUGUGCGGAUUUUGAAUACUUUAUUCGUGUUUUUUUGAUCAUAAGACAACCGGAAUAUCUUGUUUUAGCUUCGGUUUAUGAAAUUCAGAAAUUAAGCGAAAAAUGGAUUUUUUUAGGUGUUCACUGAGUAAUUUUUUAUUUGAAAGGUUCUUUUGAUUUCAGAAAAAAAAACUAAGGGAUAAUAUUGAGAUAUAUAUAAACUCACUAAAGCUUUCGAGGCGAUCGAAUAUUUUUAAUUUUUAGUUUUAGCGCAAAUCGAAGUGAUUCCGUGCAAGGUUUGCGGGGACAAGUCUUCGGGUGUACAUUAUGGCGUCAUCACUUGUGAAGGCUGCAAGGUUUUUUUCAUUUUUAUAUAUUUUUGAUGUUUAUAUAUUAUAUUAGCAAUGUGUAACGUAAUUUGAAUUUUUUCCAGGGAUUUUUUUCCGCCGAAGCCAGUCCGCCGUGGUCAACUAUCAAUGUCCGCGGCAGAAAAAAAUUGCGUCGUUGACAGGUUUUUUUCUUGUUUUUUUCAUAUAUAAAUGAACAUUUUUCAAUAUUCACACCGUAAUUUUAUUUGAAAGUAUACUUUAAGGAAAAUUUGACAAACUUUUUCAGUAAUUUUUAAAAUUUUCGCAAAUCGUAAAAUUUAAAUUCUCAUCAAUUUUUUCACCGCCUGGUCGAUUCCAUCAGAAUAAAAAAACCAAUAAAUAUUGAUGAUGAUGAUGAUCUUUUUAACUUUGAAUAGAAUAGUAUGAAAAAAAUGGGAUAAGUAUAUUCUUUUCUCAAAGAAUUAUUUUUUUCCUUAAAAAAAUUCUUUUUCAAACUAUAGUUUCAGUUAUAUUAUUGAGUUUUUUUCUGUUAAAAUUCGUAGGAAAAAAAUAUUUUCUUAUAACUUUAUACAUUAAUAAUCAAGCUCGAAUUGUCGAAAAUUUGGAAUUUUGGUUCAAAACUAAGAUAAAUUUUCUAUCCUUCUCAGAUUUUUCAGAAACAAUUAUCUCAUCUUGUAAUUUUUUCCCGCGAAACAGAGGAAGAAAUCAACAGAAAAUUUUUUAGUCUCGUUUUUUCGAAAUUUGAAGAGAAUUUUCGUUUUAAAAACGGGGAAAAAGGACGAUUUUUGAACUCUUUCCGUUCACAAAUCGAUCCUCGGGCCUUUCGAAGAUAUCCAGCGUCCAGAAAAAGAAACGACGAUUUCUUUUUCUGGCGAACUGUUUUUUGUCGGAGGCGGUUGGUGCCAAGCGACGUGCUUGGUUGCGCAACGUCGCCCCUUGGCGCAAUCGGCGUCUGCGUCUCUCGUGCGCGAAAAUCCGUCCUGAUGGUCACUUUUAAUUGCUCCGCUAGUGGGGUUCAAGUGCUUGGCGGCGGUUCCGAAAAAAACCGGAUUUUCAAAUUAUCGCGAAAAACUUUGAACCGUUGUUUUUUUUCGAGGUUUUUUCUGGUUUGGGGGGCUUCCGAUUUGGUAAAAGUUCCAGGAAUGAAGCUUAAUUUAGCUUUUUAUAACUUUUUUUGAAAAAUUUUUCCAAGUAUUUCACGACAAAAAAAUGCCCUUUUUAACUCUCAUCGAUUUCGUGAAAUUUUAUAGAAUACAUAAGGAACUUUUAAAAAUCGCUUUAAAGUUAGAAAGCCAAGUUUUUAAAUCUUUAUUAAAUAAAGAAGGAGAUUUUAUAUUUUGAGGUUUAUUUAAAAAAAAAGUUUAAUUUGCCAGCUUUUUUAAAAUAUUUGAUUGAUAUUGGUUGAUAAAUUGAAAAUUUUCAGGCGGUACUUAAAAUUUUAAAAUUGUAGAAAAUAAUCAAAAAAUUCUCUAAAAAAUGUUAUUUUAAACGUGGCGAACGGUAUGCUUCAAAUUGAAAAAUAGAACAAAAAAUGUAUUUCCAGAAUUUUAUGAAUUUUUUUGAUCAGAGAAAAAAAGCACAGAAAUGACUCGAAUCAAAUCAAGUAAAUAUUUUUUCCAGGGUGAACCGGAACCGGUGUCAAUAUUGCCGAUUGAAAAAGUGCCUGGAGCUGGGGAUGAGCCGAGACGCGGUGAAAUUCGGCCGGAUGUCGAAAAAACAAAGAGAGAAGGUUGAAGAUGAGGUGCAUGGCGUGUUUGUUUGUUUCUGCUCCCAAAUGUCUCUCGUUAGAAAUUUCGUGACUUUUAUAGUGUAUUUUUUCGCGAUUUGAUAGGGGAGGUGGGUAGAUUGACAAGGGAGACGCGCUGCGUACGCGACGCGGCUUUUUUGGCGGGCAACUCGGGCUAGGUGUCUUAACGGGUGUGCCCGUAUUGAAACCCGUGCUUUUAUGUGUUGGGCCUAACGGGACGAAAGCGGGCUUAUUUUAAAAGUCUGAGGCCCAGAUGAGCUAAAAAAGAGCCUCGUUUAAGGUGAAAAGGCAACAAGUUCUAUCAGCGGUGCUUUUAUGGGCUUAAUACGGGUAUGCCCGCCCGAAUUAGCAUGACUGGUUAACAUUAGCAACGAGAGAAACCAGAAGUCUCAACGGGUUUACCCGUAUUAAACCCGUUUUUUGAGGAAUCUCAGAUGGGCCAAAACAGGACAAAAACGGGCGUAAGAAGAAAUAGGUGACCCAGCUCUCUUUAUUUUUAAAAUCUGGGGCUCAGCCGGGCUAAAAAGGGGCCCCGGUUAAGGUGAAAAGGCAAAAAGUCUACCAGCUGUGCUUUUACGGGCUCAAGACGGGUAUGCCCGCCCGAAUUAGCAUGACUGGUUAACAUUAGCAACGAGAGAAACCAGAAGUCUCAACGGGUGUGCCCGCGUUAAAUCCGUAUUUUUUCGACUAAGUUAAAACGGGACAAAAACGGGCGUAAGAAGGAAUAGGUGACACGGCUGCGUUUUUUUUUUUUGGAAAAUCUGAGACUCAACGGGCCGAAACGGGCCUUAGCUGUGGUGAAAAAUUCUAAAAGUUCUACCAACUGUGAUUUUACGGGUUUAAAACGGGUAUACCCCCUAGAGCCCGAGUUAGCACCGCUAGUUGAACCCACAUCAGCAACAAGAGAGUGAUUAGGACUUUCAACGGGUUGACCCGUAAAAAACCCGUUUUUUUGAGGCUGGUACACCCUAAGCAGUAUGAGAACACGGAAAAAUGUAGAAAAAUGAUUUUUCAUCAUUUUUAAACGUUUAUCCGUUCAACUGGAUUUUUUGAAACUCUAAAAAGUUAUCAAAAAAUGUAAAACAUGAGAAAAAAGGUGUUUGCGUUUGAAUUCGAAGUUUCCCGCCAAAAGCCGCGUCGCGCACGCAACGCGUCAUCCUUGCCAGUUUGCACAACUUGCCUAUCAAGUCGAGAAAGCCUGACGUCUACUGCAAAGACCCUUUUUCUAUGUAAAAUCUCCUUGUCGACAUGUUACUGUACUCGUUUUUUAAAUAUAUAUUUUGCUAUUUUAUGAGGAGCUCAAUAGAGGAUGAAUUCUUUGCAUGUUUUAGUGUUUUUUUGCGCCAAAAAUUUUUUUCUUUAAAAAACGUGUUUUAAACGGAUUUUUGAACGUUGAAGGGUGUUUUUCUAUCGCCGUGUAUAACUAAAAAACCCGUCAGAGUGUGAGAACACGGCGUUUUUUUUAUUACGCAAGGUCAAGACUUCUCGUAAAUUAUGAUGCUUAGGGUGUAAGCACACCGAGACGCACUAUCGCAUACUCAAAUUGUUUUUUUCAAUUUUAGAAUUUGCAAUUUUUGGAUAAUAACUUCUGAAAUGUUCGAAAUCUUGUCAGUUUGAAGAAUAUGAUGUGAAAAACAUUCACUUACGUUAAAAAAAUAUAGGAACGAUUUCGGAAGGGGAAAAACUCUAAAUUACUGAUUACAAAAAUAAAAACAAAAAAAUAUUAUGAAGGUGAAUCAGCUCCCAUUGAAUAAGAAAUUGUAAAUAAGAAAAAUAUUGAAAUGAGAAAAAUUCGAGGAGAAAAUGAAAAAAGAAACAUUUUGUAUACUUUGGAAACCUAGCUUCAGAAAAAAACAAAUAAUGGAUAGAAAGCAGAAAUUUCAGAAAAAAACCUCGUAUGGCGAAAUGUUUGUUUAAAUGCGAAAAAAACCAUGAAAGAACUAGAAAAAAAUAUAAUUUAGAUGAUUCAUAUAACAAAAAUCUUCAAACUGCAUCAGCAAAUUCAGUUUGGCUUUAAUUUACGCGAAACUGGUUUCAAACUACGCCAAAGGAACUGGAUAAUAACUUGUACUUAUAGAAAAAAACGUUAAAAGACGUAUUAAUGAAGAAAAAAAGCAAAAAAAUAUGCUUUUUUUCAAUUAACUCUUUCCGUAAAUCUUGCGAGAGCUUUAAAGGGUGGGUCUUGUAUUCCAAAAACGGGUCCUAAACAGAUCAAAACUACUGCUGCCGUACGAUUUACGGCGCCCGCCCAUGGUAUUUUUUUUUCUGCAUUUUCUUUCACUGACAAGAACGCCGUGAGAAAGAUAACUGAGUUUUGGAGGGUCAGAGAAAAGUUUGAAUUUUGCGAAAUUACACGGGAUAUAUGAACACAGUUUGAACCGAAAAAAUCGGAUUCAAUGAUUUUUACGGAAUUAAUUUCAUUUUAUUGCUUAAAACCUCAAUCUUUUGAGGAAAUUUGGUUUUUUCCAAGCCUGAAGUGACCUUUUUCAUCAAGAUUUUCAUUUCCUCGUUUUUCUAUUCGAGAUUUUUAUUUUUAUCGUUUUCAAGUCCCUUGUUGAGCUCCUUUUUAUGUUUAUAGUCUCCUUUUUCCAAAUUAGGUGCUAUGGAAUGACAUACUUUAAUGAUUAGCAUGAGAUCUGUAGUCUUUUUUCUAUGUAGCCUGUUUUUUUCUCGUAGAUUUCGAAAUGAUAAUGCAUUUGAUCGUGUUUCCCGGCUAACUGUCCGUGUUUUAAAGGUGCGGAUGCACAAGCAAAUGGCCGAGGCCAACGGAAUCGGCUAUUCGAUGUAUACUGAAUAUUCGCCUCCGCCGACCCAACCUCAGCCUUAUUCCCAACCGUUCGUUUUUUAUAGGUUCUUUCGGAAAUGGAGUUUUAGGCCUUGAAAAUUUGGUAUUUGGAAUUUUUAGUGCAUGGAAUUACUGAUUUAGAGCUAAUUUUGAAGAAAAAUCACUACUACCUGGUUUUUUUGGUUUAUUUUUCCGAUAAAUACGAAAAAAAUCUUUGAACGAUCACAUUUUUUUGCCUUAACAAUCAUCAAAAAUACACUUAAAAAGCUUAGAAAAAAAUAAAAAUUUUCAGCUUUGAAAAAAAUCGAAAUUUUUGAAAGUUUGUACGCUUCAUUUUUUUCAUAACAAAUCUUCAAGGAAAAAUAUUUGAAAAAAAUUUUUUUAAAAAAAUUUUUUUCAAAUGUUUUUUUCGAUUUUUUUCUCGGAACUGAUCCGUAUGAAAAAUAAUGAAAAAAAGCUUAAGUGGUCCCUAAAAAGAAAUUUGAGAUUUGCGGGGUUUUUUUAACCCUAGAGGACCUUCAUCAGAUUUUUUCCAAUAGGUUAGACUUUUCUAGCUUUUUCAAAACUCCUCCUCAAUUUUUUUCUUUCUAAAAACAGCUCAUUUUCUUCAUAUUUUAACUGAGAUCUCUCAAAAAAUUAUAAAAAUGUGUGAAAUCGGAAGAAUUUCGCGUAUUAAGUUGCUUUUUGAAAGUUCUGUAUUUAUUUUCAAAAAGAGAUUUUCUUCAAAAAUUCUUCAAAAAGAGACGAAUUUCGACAGAAUAUCAGACUCCUGAUAAAAGUUUCCCGUUUCGUGAUUGUCCUUGAACGCCGAAAAGUGUCCUUUAAAGGUACGAGAACGGCAGCCUGUACUAUGGAUCGCCGGGCGAGUACACGCAUCCGCAUUCCGUGGCGGCGACGGCGCCGAUCACGCCGAUCAGCUACCAACAGCCGACCCACCAGCAGCAGUACGGCAUCGCCCAUCAAGGUCCCUUUUUUGGCUCAUUUCGGCCCGUUUCAGAGAAAAAGAGUAGAAGAUUUAUGUAUGGUUUAUACGUGCGAAAGUACAGACCUCGAUCAGCUCAAGAGAAGGGGGAGAGUUUCUUAUAAAAAAAUUCUGAAAAAAAUGAGUUUCAAGCCUAAGGAAGGAGUACUAAAUUUAACUAAGAAAGACUAAGGCAACUGGCGAAUUUUAAAAAUGGCCUACCGUUUUAGGACUUUCAUAAGUGCUGGUUUUGGAUAAGCUAUGGCUUUUUAAUACGGAAGCGGCAAACUUGACUCGAAAUGACUCCUUUUUAAAUUUUAUUUAAAAUAAAAAUUGAAACGUGAAUUUUCUCCAAAAAUUUCUGAAAGUAUAGGUAAAGUUCUCGAAUUUGCUAGCUGCGCAAUCUUCGAAUUUUGAAAAAAAUGAUUUUUUGAAGUCAAAAAACAACUCCGAAAAGGUUUUUUUUUCAUUUUUCUAAUGGCACCUCUCGAAACCAUUAUUCUUGAGUAAGAAAUCCACUUAAAGAAAAUACCCUAGAAAGUUCAAAUUUUCUCUGCGCAUCGAGGACAGGUCUUUUCUAAAUAUAGGCCAUAAGGAAAUUCUAUUUUUACUCUUCAAAAAAUUUUAUGAAUCGUCAAAUUUUUAACUGUACUUCGUAUUGAUUUUUUUGAGUGAAUUCCGGAUUUUCAGCGACCGGCGGCAGUUUCCCAUCCCCUCAGGUGCCGAAUCACGACGAUGACGUCGUUUCUCGGGUUAUCGGCUCCUAUGAGACGAACACGAGUAAUUAUCGACCUCACGACUGCCCCCACUACGAUCCCGGCCAGUCAUUGGUGAGUUUUGGGGGAACAGUAGAGAAAUCUAGGUUCAAAAUUUCAUUUAAGUCUUUGGGAUUAUAGAACGAUAGGAUUUGUUCAAAAAGAGUGGAAAUUACAGUUAAAAAAAUUCAUUCAAAACGAAAAAUCUGACCUUGAAUCUAGAGGAAAUAAGUUUAGUUUGAGCUGAAAAAAAUAAGCCAAAAAUUCAAUAAAUUUUUCCAUAUUUUUUUUAGUGGAAUUCCCAGAAAGAUUUCAAAGCCUUAUAAUUAAUAGUAGAUUCACGAUUUACGCUCAAAAAAAUUUUUUUUUCUGAUUUUUUUGAUCAUUUUUAAAGGCGCAUAGGCUGAUCUCAAAAAGGUCUCCAAGCGAAGAGCCUUUCCCAGUGUUAGUUAAGUCAAGGAAACUUUCAAGCUUUCAAACUCCAAGCCUCAAAAAAGACUGAAAUAUGACUCACAGAGAAAAUCAAAUUUAGUUUUAAAAAGUCAAUUUUCAUGAACUUCGAAAGGAGAUUUUGUUUCAAAUUAAGCCUUUUUGAAGUUUUUGACGGCUUUUUUUGUCGAUUUUGUCAUAAUUACGUCGUAAAAAUGGAUGCAACGCUUCGAAGUGCAACUUUAUGAACCAAUGAAACAAUUUUCUAUCGGUCAGUAUCAAAUUCGGUACAUUUAGCUCAAGGUUACGGUCAUUCUGUUGCGUGUUUGUCGUUCCCACUGGGCAAAUAUUCCUCGGCGGGAGCUCGUACAUAGUUUAGUGUCGAGGAAGUGUUGUUUGCCUGGUUACUGUAGGUCUCGAGAAGCGGAAAAAGUGGGCGAAGAGCAAUACAGUAGAAAAAAAAAUGAUAGAAAACACCAAAAAAAAAAAGUUAAUUGAAGGAAAAAAUGGCCAAAAGUACUGAUUCAAAGUCCUUAUUCGGAAUUUCAAAGUACAGAAAGUUUGAAUGACCUUUAAUGGGUUAGAAAUGAGGCUCUUCCUUUUUGAGACCUUCAUGAAAUCAGCCUAUGCGCCUUUAAAAAAAUAAGGUUUUUUUCGAAAAAAAUAAAAAAACUAUUUUUUUGAAUCAAAUAUAGUAAAAAGAACUGUGUGAAGGAUUAAAAUUCCUUCUUUGAGUUUUUCAAAAUCCAGAAGGUUUAAAUGACCCUAACCAGCAAUAGAAACGGCUCUUCGCUUUGAGACCUUCAUGAAAUAAGCUUAUGCGCCUUUAAAUAUAAGGCUUUUAAAAAAAUUCGAAAAAUUGUUUUGGAUUAAAAGGGAUCAAAAAAAAACUGUAUGAGUGAUUAAAAAUUCUUCUUGGAGUUUUUCAAAGUGCAGAAGGUUUUUAUGACCUUAACCAAUACUCUCCGCCUUGAGACCUUCAUGAAAUUAGCCUAUGCGCCUUUAAAGACGCCUUAGGAUUUUUAUCGGCUUUUUAAUGACUGAUUAACUAGUUUUAAGCCUUUCGAGCUCUCUUUUUGAAUUUGAUUCUUUUUAUUUUUUCUGAUUCAGUGGAGCUUCAUUUUAGUAUGAGCAAAUCUCCCGUCAUAAUAUAUAUGGUUUCUAACUUUCAAGACUAACCAAAUCGUACAAAAUCUUGCGAUUUACCUCGUUUCGAUCUUGUUUUGAAUCGCGCAGCAGCGUUGAUUUAUCGAAUUUCAAGAUCUUUUGCUGGCCCGCGCCGAAAUCUGCGAGCAAAAAGGAUUUACGGUUUUCGGGCGACGAUUGUUGCGCGUCGGCUCGCCAGAUACUCGGGUCAUAAAGGGAGCCGCCGCCAUAUCUCGUCGCCUGGUGUUUGACUAAUCGCUACUGUCUUAGUCGCCCACGUUUUCGCACAUUUUUGAGCGCCAAAACGAUUUUUCGGAAGCGGUUUGAACCGUAUAAGGGUCUAUACGUCUAUAAGUCCGGGAGGAGGGUUCGAUUUCUAUAAAUUUUGAAAAAAAAAAAAAGGACCUCAGAGAGAUAGUGAUAAGAAAUUCAAGUUUUACCCCCAGGAAGUAGUAGUGACUUUAUUUUAAAAGCCACCUGGGACUCAAUAAUUCUGGGAGAAGUGAUCGGCUUCUAGGAAUUUCGAGAAAACGCACGUAAAAAGGGUUUUUGAGCCUCAGGAAGUAGUUUUGACUUCAAUUGGCUUGAGAUAAGAGGCUGGUGACAUUUAAAAAUGAUCUACUUGAAUUAGGACUUGAAAAGCAAGGAUUGGACUGGAAAAUUGGCCGAAAAUCUCUUUGCUUGAUGAAAAUUUGAAUUACGGAGUUGAGCAUUCUAUGAGCCUUUUUUGGCCAGUUUUUAGAAUUUUUCCAAAGUUUUACUUUACAAUACCUUGCUGGUUAGAGUGAGCUUAAAGAUGGUGAAUAGAAAAAAUCCUUGAUCAUUAAAAAAAAGUUGAAAGCACCGGAAUUUCAUUGAUGGGCUACUGAGUACGAAAAAAACGUGAAAAAAAUUUUUGAAGGGAUUUUUUUCUUUCAGUCUUCCUCGAAUGGAAAGAAACUUUUUUUGAUCUUUUUAUUUUAAGGAAAUUUUUUGGGUUUUGUACACAGUUUUUGGAACGGAUUUAUUUUUUUGGGACUGAUAAAAAAAUGAAUAAAAUAAAUCCUUCGAGGGUAAAUCUCCAUCUUUUCAUUCAGUAACAGUUUCUGAUCACUUUUUUGCAUUGCUAAAUGAGCCUAAUCACUUAUUUCGUAUUUUUUUCAAGCUCAAUUAUUCAUUGAACUUUUCCAGCCACGAAGCGAGGCUUGGAAAUGUUUUGCGGAAGAACUGAACCCGGUCGUCCAAAAUAUCAUCGAAUUUGCCAAGGGAAUCGAUGGUUUCAUGCAACUGCCACAGGAAAUGCAAAUACAGCUGUUGAAAGGUGAUUCGAGGCACUUGAAACUGGAAAUAAAUGAAAUUUACAGGCGGAGUUUUCGAACUCGUCCUCCUCGCUGUUUCUUUACACUUCCACAACGAUAUCAACAUGGAUCGGUAUAUUCCGAUGACCGUCUUUAGGCAUCCCGACCAUGCUCAGGUACAGUUUUGAUGGGAUAGGAUUGAUUGAACUGCUAAAAAUCGAGGGAUUUUGAGAAAACCCUUUAAAAAAUAUGAAAAAUUCUGUCCUCCACAUCUAUAGGUAAAUUCAAGCUUUCGAAGAAUUCGAAGGGGUGUGGGAAAUGAAACAUUUUGAUUGACUGAUUUUUGAAAUAAGUCAGAAAAAAUUCAUUUUGGUCUGGUUAACAAAAAAAGAGCACAUGAUCAUUAUUCCAUAAAAAAAUUGGUCGAAACCAUUUUUUUAGAGAUAAAAUUUUUUUCAUCUACUGGUUUGGUACUUUUUUUGAACGCUAUGGCUUAUUUUUGGGAUUUUUCACUAUUUUCCUCUGAAUUUUUCCAAAUGAGGACACUUUUCAUUGAAGAUGUCUAUGGGAAAAAUGAAUAAAGUUGAUAAAAACAGAAUUUCGCAGUUUUCGAAAUAAAUUCAAGCUUUCUACCUAAAUUUGAAAAUUGCGAAGUUUGAACUUGGUAAAUCCAUUUUUGGAGCAUAUGGAAUGGCUAGAUGAGUAAAAAAAAAAGCACCCGACCCGAAACGGUUUCCGCCAGAAACCGUUCGAGCUGCAAAGAUUCAAAAUUCCUCGGACUUUGGUAACGCGAACGGGACAUGUCGGGGCAUUUCUAGUGACCACUUUAGUAGCCUCAGAACUCUUAAGUGAUCCCUAGAACGUCCGGAGCACGUCCGUUUUGCGUUACCAAUGUCCGAGUCUCUAUAGAUACAAUUUUUCCGCAAAACCCUUUAAGAACGUUGGAGCAAAGAUAACAGAAAACUUUUUAAAAAAUGGACAGUAAAAAAAGAUUCAAGUAGUUAGAUUUUACGUCUCUUCUUCACCGCGGAUUUUUUUUUUCUCGAUCCAUCCUGAUCCUGACCAUCGAACUUUCAGAUGAUCACGCAGGCGAUGUCCGUGAUGCACGACAUCCGCGCCCUGUCAAUGACGUCGGCCGAGCUGGGUCUCCUCUCGGCGUGCAUGCUUCUGGAGGCGUCGCUGUCGCCGACGACGGCCCACGAGACGUCCUAUUUGUCGUUGACGACGGUGGAGCGGCUCCGUGGCGCCUUGCUCGCCUCGAUGCAGUCGCGGAUGACCAACUGCGAAGAGGCGCUCGACGAGCUCCAGCUCAGAGUCCGCAACGUCUCCCGACUUCACAUCGAAGCCCUCCACACCCUUCGGCAAACGGAGCCUCACGCCAUCGAAGAACUGCCCGCUCUUUACAAGGAACUCUUCACCGCCGCCUUUUGA
Caenorhabditis auriculariae is the source of this 11851-nucleotide messenger RNA. The record is from the annotation of a GenBank genome assembly. Lineage: Eukaryota; Metazoa; Nematoda; Chromadorea; Rhabditida; Rhabditidae.